Molecule: messenger RNA, 5952 nt
Organism: Carassius auratus (goldfish)
Lineage: Eukaryota; Metazoa; Chordata; Actinopteri; Cypriniformes; Cyprinidae
Exons: 2
Coding region: 924-5915 (1663 amino acids)
Molecular function (GO): zinc ion binding; nucleic acid binding
Source: RefSeq, a predicted model, not a curated record
UUUUAUAUUAAUAUUUUAAGGCAUUAUAUGUUUAACAGUGUCACUUUGUCUGUUCUGCUUUUAUUUUGAAAAAGCGCUGUUUUCUUCUUCGGAUGGUUUUUUUUGUGACGCUAAACUUCCGCUAUUCUCUCGUCACAAUGUGGUGUUCGCAUAUCGUCGGAAGAACGAGCUCCGAACUGUGAGGGUGUGUCAAGCUAGAGCACAUGGUAGCUGAUGGCAGAAACUCUUUGAUUAGCGCCCUUGGAAAAGCGGAAUGAGUUUUCACGGUGUCCAGGUGCAUGGUGCUCCUUGAGAGGAAGAAAUAAAUUGACACCCGUUUGAAACUCUCUGCGUCUUGAUCAAUGUAUAUCCGAGGGGCCGCUACAGUGAAAACUCAUCGCUGCACCAGCCCUGCCAUCUUUGGUGAGAAGUUGACGCCAUCACAUCUGAGGUCCAAACACCAACCUAAUACCAGCCAGUUUACUUCGCUUGCAUCCAACUCCUUCACACAGGCAAGACUUAAAAUGGACAGCAUACUUAAGGUACAGCUAGAGCUGCAAAAAGAGACACUGGAUGCCAAGGAGCAAGAAAGCUGAAAAGGGACAAUUUCUACACACAUGCUUGCAGCAUAACUGAAUGACUUAAUAAUAAUACGCUAUUAUAAGGUCAAAAUAUCUUGCAAACUAAUUCUCCGUUCUUAAAGCUUCUAAAACUGGUGAAAGAAACUAGCCCAUGCUCUUCGGUCAUAUCUGUUUAUGAAAAGGUUAAAAGGAGUGUUUUGUUGUUACUGUUUUAAGCUAAAAAUCCUUUUAGAUGUCCAUUAUUUGUUAAUGCGUAGCAUAAACAUUACUCUGUAGUAAAGGAUAACUACAGCUUACAAGUGUAAAUUCAGGUGGACAAUCAAAGGCUACACUCGACUUAAAGCAGCAGCACAAACAAACAAGAUGUCACUUAAAGAUACACCUUGCAGGUCCAGCUCACGAGAAAGAAAGCUAACAGAGAAAGGCCAAGAGAUGCAUGAACAAGACACCAGAAAACGUGAGAAAGCAUUUAACAAGUCCUAUGACACUUGGAAGCUGGUAGCUAGGGAGACUAGGACAAAAUUAAAAACCCUCUGUUCAUCAGAAGACCUUAUUAAAUUACAGCAAGACAUUCAAGCAAAGCAUGAUGGUGUAGCCCAGCAGUAUGAACCUAUACUUCGUAACAGUAACACCACACCAGAGAUUGUAAAGAAGAUGGAUGCCUGUGUUACGCUAACAAAAGACAUUCUUGACCUUAUUAGUAACCGUCUAGAGACUGUUAAUCAAGAAUAUAAUGAUCAACUUGAGAAGGAAAGGGUAAGAGAAAUCUUAAACAAAGAUGAAUAUGGGUCUGUCUUUGGCCACACUAAAACUGAAACGGUAAGUUCAGCAAAGUCACCGGAGAGAUUGAGCAACCACUCCAGCUCAGCCAGUACUCACAGCAGUAGAGUAGAUGCACAAGCAGAGUUUGCGGCUAAGCUGGAACAAUCAAAAGCCAUAAAAGAAAUCCAAGCUCAGCAAGCACAUCUUCACAAGUUAGAAGGUGAAUGGAAACUUAGAGAAGCAAAAAUGUUAGUAGAAAUGAAGCAAAAAGAGUGGGAAAUGCAACAACAGUUGGAACAAGAGAGAUCCAAAUUGCAGCAGUUACAAGCAGCAAAAGACGUUGCCAUAGCAGCAGCUCGUGUGAGAGCAUAUGACAAUUUUGAAGGGUUUGAGAACCAUGAUGAGGAGAUUAAUGACCAAACUAACUCUGCUUGCUACAGAAAUCAAAAUGAACCUCGAUUAAAUCCUGAUGCUGCAUCAUUCCAACCUCACCAAACUGCUCCUGAGGUGACAGUGACCCAGGAGUCUGUCAGUCUAGCCCAGGCAAUCGCCAGCUCAUUAAGCAUGAACCGCUUGCCGGUCCCUGAACCAACCACAUUCCGUGGUGACCCUCUACAGUUUACAGAUUGGAAGAUGUCAUUCAUAGCUCUUAUUGACAGGAAACCCCUCCCACCAAGUGAGAAGAUGUUUUAUCUAAAAAAUUAUCUUGCUGGAGAGGCGCGUAAAGCAGUAGAAGGUUUCUUUUAUCGAGAUUCAGAAAGUGCAUACAAUGGAGCAUGGAAAGUCUUACAAGACAGAUAUGGGAACCCGUUCAUCAUACAAAAAGCUUUCCGAGAUAAGCUCAUGAGAUGGCCAAAGAUCAACACAAAUGAUCCACUAGCGCUACAAGAGUUUGCUGACUUCCUCCAAGGCUGCACUGAGGCAAUGCCUCACGUCAAAGGACUAGCUAUCCUUAACGAUUGUGAGGAAAACCACAAGUUGCUCAGAAAACUACCAGAAUGGAUCGUGCGCAAGUGGAGUCGAGUUGUUGUGGAGGAACUUGACACAUCCGGAAGCUAUCCAGAUCUUGCAUGCUUCACAAAUUUCCUGAGCAAAGAGGCACGGAUAGCCUGCAACCCUAUUGCUUCUCCAUUGUUGAUGAACUUCAGGGCCACAAAUGAAAGAUCACCAAAGAGAGCCAAAGCUCUCAACACAAAUACACAAACAAAGAGUUUCGCUCAGGAGAAACAAGAAACAAAUGGCAGUAAACCAAAAUCACCUUGCUUCAUGUGUAAAAGUGAAGAUCAUAACAUCACCAAGUGUCCCACCUUCGCAGCAAAGAGUAUUGAAGAUAAAAAGGCAUUCAUCUGUGAAAAUCGGCUCUGCUUUGGGUGCUUGAGGAAGGGUCACAUGACAAAAGAUUGUAAGAGACGACACACAUGCAACAUAUGCAACCGUCGUCACCCAUCCUGCUUGCACGAUGACAGGAAACAAAGACCUGUGGAAGCAACAGCGAAUAGUUCCACUUCCACAGAAAACCAUGCAAGCUUGGAAACUCACAAUGUCGUAUCCCAUGCAUCAACGCAACGUUCUUCAGCUACCUCAAGUAUCGUCCCAGUCCUUGUGUCUUCAAUACAAGAGCCACACAGAGAAGUACUUACGUACGCAAUACUGGACACACAGAGUGACUCAACGUUUGUCUUAGAAGAUGUACUUGACAAACUGAAUGUUGAUGCCCAACCAGUAAAAUUAAAAUUGAGUACUAUGACGGCUAUUGACACAAUCAUAUCUAGCAAGAACGUCCGUGGUCUACAAGUUCGAGGACUGCACUCUAAGGACCACAUUCAAUUACAGCAGGCCUACAGCCGUGAUUUUAUACCAGUGGACAAGUCUUACGUUCCAACAAAUGAAACAGCCUUACUCUGGCCUCAUCUCAGACAUUUGGCAGAUAAGCUACCACCCCUUCUAGACUGUGAUGUAGGGCUCCUGAUAGGAUAUGACUGUCCAGCAGCAUUAACUCCUCUUGAGGUUAUCAUUGGAGACAAAGAUCAACCGUUUGCACAGAGAUCAAUACUAGGAUGGAGUAUCAUAGGCUCAUCAAAUCCUCACCUAGACAGACAAGGAAGUCAGAGCUUUGUGCAUCGGCUCACGGUAAAAGAACUGCCAAUUCCAUCGACAACAGAUGUUCUAAAAGCCCUAGAAUCAGACUUCACCGAGAGAACAUAUGAAGAUAAAUAUGUGUCCCAGAACGAUGUUCAUUUCAUACAGUUCCUCAGUGACAACAUCACGCAGAAGAAAGAUGGACACUAUGAGAUGCCCCUCCCUUUCAAGGGCAACAGUCCACCCAACCUACCAAACAACAAGAGGCUAGCCACAGUUCGCCUACAGUGUCUUAAGAAGAAGUUAAAGACCAAUAAAAAAUAUUAUGAUCAAUACAAAACAUUCAUGGAAGAAACAAUUAGCAAGGGUGAUGCAGAGCCUGCCCCUACAACAUUUGCAGGAGAGACUGAGUGGUACCUUCCGCAUCAUGGCAUUUAUCACCCCAGAAAACCAGACAAGCUGAGAGUUGUAUUCGACUGUUCAGCCAAAUUCCAUGGUGUUUCUCUAAAUGACACUUUACUGACUGGGCCUGAUCUUAUCAAUCCUCUGGUAGGAGUUCUCUGCCGCUUCAGGAAGGAGGCUGUAGCGAUCAUCUGUGAUAUCGAAAGAAUGUUUUAUCAGUUCUCUGUCACUCCUGAAUCCCGGAAUUAUCUGAAAUUCCUCUGGUGGGGAGGUGGAGAUUUGGAGAAGGAACCACAGGAAUACAGGAUGGCAGUUCAUCUCUUUGGAGCUGCCUCGUCUCCAGGAUGUGCCAACUUUGGCUUGAAACAUCUGGCACGCCAACACAAAGCUACCUAUCCACUAGCAUCAACAUUCAUAGAGAAAAACUUUUAUGUUGAUGACGGGCUAGUCAGUGUUCCAUCGGUCGAGGAAGCCAAGAAACUGAUCACUGAGUCACAGGAGUUGUGCAAAAGAGGAGGCCUACGCCUUCAUAAAUUCAACUCUAAUGAGGAAGCAGCCCUCGCCUGCUUAGAUCCUUCAGAAAGAGCAGCAACCAUUGAACCUCUAGGACUGGAUCCAACUCCAUCAGAGCGUGCACUCGGCAUUCAAUGGUCGAUUAAAACUGACACUUUUAGUUUUAACAGCAGCUUGAAAGAUCAGCCUUCCACCCGGCGUGGUUGCCUUUCUGUCAUUGCCUCUCUUUAUGAUCCACUUGGAUUCAUUGCUCCAUUCAGCCUAACUGGAAAGCGUAUACUUCAAGAGCUGUGUCACAGAGGCAUCGGAUGGGAUGAUCCACUACCAGAAGAUAUGAGACCACGGUGGGAGGAGUGGAUAAAUGGGCUUCAGAGGUUGAAAGAGGUUUCAAUUCCGAGAUGUUACCACCCAUAUGACUUCCAUAACAUUGUCAGAGUAGAGUUGCACCAUUUUUCGGAUGCCAGCUGCGUGGGAUAUGGUGCAUGUUCUUACCUCAGGUUCAAAAAUGACAAGGAUAAAGUCCAUUGCAGUCUCGUGCUGGCGAAAGCAAGGGUUGCACCCUCAAAGGUCACAAGUAUCCCGAGACUAGAACUUGCAGCAGCUGUGGUUUCUACGAAAGUCAGUGUCAUGUUAAAAGGUGAACUUGACAUAAAGAUUGAUGAAGAGGUUUUCUGGACCGAUUCAAAGGUGGUGCUUGGGUAUAUUAACAAUGAUGCCCGUAGGUUCCACAUAUUUGUUGCGAACCGUGUUCAGAUGAUAAGGGAUAACAGUGAUCCCAGUCAGUGGCACUAUGUGGACACUGCAGAAAACCCGGCAGAUCAUGCUUCCCGAGGUCUUAGUGCUUCAGACCUUCAUUCAACAAACUGGCUUCGAGGACCGAAGUUUCUCUGGGAGAGUAAUUUACUUCUAUCACCCAGCGCUCCAUCAGAAUUACUUGUUGGUGAUCCUGAAGUCAAGACAAUUCAGGUGUUUGCAACAGAAGUCAAAAACUACAAUGACAUCCUCAGCCGUCUGUGUCAGUUUUCCUCCUGGACAAAAAUUCUUAAGGUGGUGGCAAGAAUCAAGAGGCUGGGGUCUAAACAGAGACAACACAGUGAGUAUGUGACUGUUAAGGAGAUUGAGAAGGCUGCAGAUGAAGUGAUUAAGAUCGUACAGCAGCAAGCUUUCCCCCAAGAGAUAAAGAUGCUUCAGGGUAAAAAGGACCUUCCAAACUCAAGCUCUCUUUUCCGUCUCGACCCUAUCUGGUCUGAAGGACUCCUCUGUGUUGGUGGCAGAUUGAACCAGUCAUCGCUCUGUCAUAAAGUCAAGCACCCAGUCAUCCUACCGAAUAGCAGCCACAUUUCUAAGCUUAUUGUGUCUCAUUUUCACGCUAAGACAUGCCAUCAGGGUCGAGCCCAGACUCUAAUGGAGCUUCGGGCCAAUGGAUUCUGGGUAAUUGGUGGGAGCAAGUUGGUUGCUAAGGUGAUACUUGUGUGUUUUGCAGGAAACUGCGAAGGCCAACAGAAAGACAACGAAUGGCUGAACUUCCCACAGAACGCGUUGAAGCCUCAGCACCUUUCACAUACUGCGGCAUGGACUGUUUCGGUCCUUUCAUUGUAAAGAAAGCCCGCAAAGAAUACAAAAGAUACGGCGUGAU